CAGCAGCCCCCACCGUUCCAGCAGAGGGCUGGGGGUCAGGCCCGAGUCUACACCAUCACCCAUGAUGAGGCUGCUCGCAAUGCAGGUACCAUGUCCGGAAUGCUUUCGAUAUCCUAUGUGCCUGUUUUUGCCUUAUGUGAUACCGGUGCUACCCAUUCGUUUAUCUCAUCUCAUUGUUUGGAGUCAUUAUCUAUUAGCACCGUGCAUACUUGUGAUCCUCUCAAGGUUAGUUUAGCCUCGGGAAAAAUUAUUAUCUCUGAUUCAGUGGUUCGCAAUCUUCCUAUCUGUAUUGGUGGUCGAGUUCUGGAGGCCGACGUCUAUGUAAUUGAUAUGCGAGACUUUGACGUGAUCUUGGGCAUGGACUGGCUCACCCGUUACCGAGCCGAUAUUCGGUGCCAGGAGCGCGAAGUCACCCUCUACCCCCUUUCCAAUGGUAGUUGUCAAGGCUAUCUUGUUUCCAUGGUAUCCGACGAUGUUGAUGAGCGGGUGCCCGAGAGAGUAUCUAUUGUUUGCGAGUACCUCGACGUUUUUCCUGAUGACUUACCCGGAGGACCGCCCGAUCGCCAGGUGGAGUUCACCAUUGACCUAAUUCCAGGAGCUGGCCCCGUUUCUAAGGCCCCUUAUCGUAUGGCACCGAAGGAGCUUCAAGAGCUCAAGGCCCAGAUCCAGGAGUUGCUUAAGCUCGGUUUCAUUCGUCCGAAUGUCUCGCCGUGGGGUGCGCCCGUCCUAUUCGUCAAGAAGAAAGACGGAUCUAUGCGCAUGUGCAUUGACUACCGGGAGUUGAAUGCCCUUACAGUCAAGAACAAGUAUCCCCUUCCCCGUAUUGAGGACCUUUUCGAUCAGCUGAGAGGAGCCAGCGUCUUCUCAAAGAUUGACUUGCAUUCUGGCUAUCAUCAACUGAAGAUCCGAGAGUCGGAUAUUUCUAAGACUGCUUUCCGUAACCGCUAUGGCCACUAUGUGUUCGUAGUCAUGCCUUUCGGACUCAGCAAUGCCCCGGCCAUUUUCAUGGACCUUAUGAAUAGGGUCUUUCAUCCCUUCCUGGACCAGUUCGUUAUUGUGUUCAUCGACGACAUCCUGGUCUAUUCCCGAGAUAUCGAUCAGCACAAGGAGUAUUUGAGGAUUGUGCUGGAGACUCUUCGCCGCGAGAAGUUGUAUGCUAAGUUCUCCAAGUGCGAAUUCUGGCUGAACCGCGUGGCAUUCCUUGGCCACAUUGUGAUAGCGAGAGGCAUUGAAGUGGAUCCCAGCAAGAUUGAGGCGGUGAGUAAGUGGGAUACGCCGAGAAGCGCAACAGAUUUUCGUAGUUUCUUGGGGUUAGCAGGAUACUACAGGAGAUUUAUCGAGGGCUUCUCGAAGAUAGCCCAGCCGCUGACCAACCUUACGAAGAAGGCUGUGAGGUUCGAUUGGAGUUCUCAGUGCGAGGAGAGUUUCCAGGAGUUGAAGAGGAGACUCACUACCGCGUCUGUCCUAUCUAUACCCGACCCUACUUUGGAGUUCACCAUCUAUAGUGAUGCUUCCAAGAUGGGUUUGGGAUGUGUCCUUAUGCAGCAGAGGAAAGUCGUGGCCUAUGCUUCGAGGCAGCUGAAGCCUCACGAGCAGAACUACCCCACUCAUGAUCUCGAGUUAGCUGCAGUUGUCCACGCCUUGAAGAUUUGGCGGCACUAUCUCUAUGGAGGCAAGUGUGAGAUCUUUACCGACCACAAGAGCCUGAAGUACAUAUUCACUCAGAAGGAGCUGAACAUGAGGCAGCGUAGAUGGUUGGAGCUGGUCAAGGACUACGACUGCACCAUUAGCUAUCACCCUGGGAAAGCUAAUGCGGUAGCCGAUGCCCUUAGUCGGAGGAGUUAUGGCCAGCUGUCUUGCUUGUUCACCAGGCAGGAUGUUCUUCUUCGGGAGUUCGAGCGAUUACAACUGGAGGCAGUGGAGUCGACUUCGACAGCCGGGGGCGUAUUGGCCUCUUUGGUUGUGGGACCGACUCUUCGAGAGAGGAUAGUCGCCGAGCAACCGAAUGACCGAUUCUUAUGCCGUAUGAGGGAGUUGUCAGCAGCUGGUAGAGUUGGUGGUUUCGCAGUCGCAUCCGAUGGAGCCUUUGUCUUUGAGGGUAGACUUUGUGUUCCUAGGGUGUGGGAACUGCGAAGAGAGAUUUUGAGGGAGGCCCAUAGUGGCCCGUACACCAUCCAUCCUGGUAGCACGAAGAUGUAUCAGGAUCUGAGGAAGUCUUUCUGGUGGCGAGGCAUGAAGAGGCAGGUAGCGAAGUUCGUGGAUGGGUGCCUGGUUUGUCAGCAAGUGAAGGCUGAGCGCCAGAAACCGAGAGGGUUAUUGCAGCCCCUCGAGGUUCCCAUGUGGAAGUGGGAGUGCAUCACCAUGGAUUUCCUAGUAGAAUUGCCGAGAUCGAGGAGCGGGUAUGAUUCGAUUUGGGUGAUAGUGGAUCGCCUUACGAAGUCUGCCCAUUUUCUGCCAGUCCGGACGACCAUGAAGGCGAGUGAUUACGCCGAAUUGUUCGUCAAGGACAUUGUUAAGCUUCAUGGAGUGCCCGUGGAGAUUGUUUCGGAUCGAGAUGCCAAGUUCACAUCCCAGUUCUGGAGGACGUUGCACCGAGCCAUGGGGACGAGGUUGGAGUUCAGUUCAGUCUUUCACCCCCAGACAGAUGGUCAGUCGGAGCGUGUGAUCCAGUACUUGAAGGAUAUUUUGCGGGUUGUGGUCUUGGACCGAAGCCUGAAUUGGGAGUAUGCCCUUCCUCUAGUCGAGCUGACCUACAACAACAGCUAUCACUCUUCGAUCAAGAUGGUCCCGUACGAGGCUUUGUACGGACGUAAGGUCCGAACCCCUUUGUAUUGGGAUGAGGUUGGAGAGAGGAGGAUUACGGGUCCGGAUUUUGUUCAGAGUACUGCAGCGACAGUUGAGGAAAUCUGGAAGACUAUCAGGUCUGCCCAGGAGAGGCAGAAGGUCUAUGCCGACCGGGAGAGGCAGGAGCAUGUUUAUGCUGUGGGAGAUCAUGUCUUUCUGAAGGUUUCACCCAUGCU
Messenger RNA from Striga hermonthica, 3020 nucleotides. The record is from the annotation of a GenBank genome assembly. Lineage: Eukaryota; Viridiplantae; Streptophyta; Magnoliopsida; Lamiales; Orobanchaceae.